Cucumis melo (muskmelon) is the source of this 1062-nucleotide messenger RNA. RefSeq lists its product as uncharacterized. The record is from RefSeq and is a predicted model, not a curated record. Bases 1 to 1062 code for a protein of 353 amino acids. The transcript is spliced from 3 exons. Lineage: Eukaryota; Viridiplantae; Streptophyta; Magnoliopsida; Cucurbitales; Cucurbitaceae.
AUGACGCAGCCAUCUGAAGAUGAACCUGAGGUUACAAUUUUGUCGCCUCCUGUACGACAGGUGAAGGUGAGAGAACGGAGGUUCAAAAGUACUCCACCACGAAGGUCGUAUCGACUACCAUCUGAAAAAUCACAGGAAGAGGCCUCAAGUAAGUUGUAUGAAUCUGUGUUGUCUGAGUCUGUACCUGUGGUAGAUUUGGAUUCGAAUGACCCGGAUGAUGUACCUCUAGCUCGAUUGUUGAAGAGGACCUUGAUUCCAUAUGUUUCAGAUAAACUUCCUGUUGAUCCCCCUAAUUCUAUUCAUUCACAGGAAAGUUCGUCAACAGAAGGAGUAUUUAUUGCUACUCCUAGUAUUCCCCUAGCAUCUGACGUUCAAUCGGGGCCGUCAGCUCAUUCCCCUCCUGCAUCGCCACCUCCAUUUGCUACUGUUGAUGCUCAUGAAUCUGUUCCCAAUGAUGUUCCUGAAGUUCCUCCAAAUGAUAAUGAAAAUCCUGCCGUUCCUUCUACUUCUGCUGAUAUCCCCACUGCAUCUAAGCUAGCAGAAAGGAAAUUUCAACAAAAGAGGUGUAAUAUAACUACUAAAACUGGUAGGAAGAAGAUUCCUCCAAAUAUUCCUUUUGUCCUCAUUGAUGGAAUAUCCUUUCAUCAUGAAGAGAGUGUCCAAUGUUGGAAGUUUGUGGUGCUGCAAGGGAUAGCAGAUGAGGUAAAUGUUUCUGACAAACAUCAAUCUUGUAUGAGUAUUAUGGACCUUAUUGGAAGGGUUGGUUUAACAAAAACUAUUUCGAAUGUCGGUCCAUUUUAUCCCCAGCUUAUUAGGAAGUUUAUAGUUAAUUUGCCUAAUGAUUUUAAUGAUCCAAGUAGCCUAGAUUAUCAGACGGUUCAUAUUCGGGGGUUCAAAUUUGUGAUUUCUCCUAUUGUGAUUAACGGGUUUUUAGGGAAUGUUAUUGAUGUUGACUGUUCUCCAUCGUCUCCUUCCACUGAUGUUCUAGCUUCUGUCUUAUCUGAUGGGACAUUGUCCACUUGGCCUGUAAAAAUGGAAUUCCUGCAGUCACUCUUAGCAUGA